AUGGGAGGUGGCGGCAGACCUCAAAAUAUCUUCAAACUCAGUCGUGGCGAUGACCCGAAGGAGGUUUUGAAUUGGCGACUAUGGUUUGCAGUUGUCUCAUUUGGUAUCAUGGGUGCUGCAAGAGGCAUCGAUGAAGGCUUGAUCUCUGGAACUCUGAGCAAGACCCACUUCGUCCACCUUCUUGGUCUCGAUCAGAUGAGUAAGGUCGAACUGGCAAAUGUCAAGGGAAAUAUCUCCGCCAUGGUACAAAUUGGUAGCGUUGGUGGAGCGGCAUUGGCAUUCAUUCUCUGCGAUCGCAUAGGUCGAUUGUGGGCUACUCGGCAACUAUGUCUCCUCUGGAUCUUGGGAAUUGUGAUCUUUCUCACAAAUGGCGGAAGACUUGGACAAGUCUAUGCUGGUCGUUUUAUAGCUGGUCUUGGCAUCGGUCAAACAACCGUGGUGGCUCCAGUGUAUCUCUCUGAGAUCGCGCCUAAGUCUGUUCGAGGCCUGUGCACAUGUGCAUUUUCAGGAGCAGUAUAUAUUGGUAUCAUGCUGGCAUACUUUGCGUCUUGGGGAAGUGAGCUGCACAUCCCGAAAGGAACUGUAAAUCAAUGGGUCGUCCCAACCACGAUACAUGUCAUGUUUGCAGGUAUAAUUUUCAUCCUCUCAUUCUUCAACUACGAAUCACCUCGCUACCUGGUCAAGAUCGGACAAGACGACAAAGCCACAACCAACCUUGCUCGUGUUCGAAAUCUCCCUGUCGACGAUAAUCACAUCAUCAAAGAAAUAUCCGAGAUUCAACAACAGCUCCAUGAAGAACAAGAAGCGACACUCGGCCAAGGCUGGCUUGGUAUUCUCAAGGAAAUGUUCCUCAUGCCUAACAACUUUUAUCGCAUCUAUCUGGGUCUCUUCUCUCAGCUACUCUCCCAGUGGUCUGGCGCUCAGAGCAUAACUAUCUAUGCCCCUGAGUUCUUCGCCUUGCUCGGGACCGAGGGUCAGAACGAAAAGCUCUUUGCGACAGCUAUCUUUGGAGUCGUUAAAUUCGUUGCUGCCAUCAUCUGCGCCCUGUUUCUCGUCGAUGUGAUUGGCAGAAAACGAUCAUUGGGCAUCGGAAUCACUUUACAAGCACUGAGUAUGUGUUACAUUGCAAGUUAUCUCACUGCGGUUCCGACACUUGCGGAAGGAGAAGAGUUCACGAGUAGUCAGAAACACGCAAGUACGGGCGCUAUUGUCAUGAUUUACAUUUCGGGCUUCGGAUGGGCGAUGGGUUGGAACUCUAUGCAGUAUCUUCUCAAUGCGGAGAUCUACCCACUGAGAAUUCGGGCAAUCUCGAGCUCAAUGGUUAUGUGUUUCCACUUUGUCAAUCAGUAUGGAAAUAGUAGGGCUGUUCCCAAUAUGCUGUUGGCAAGAUCAGCUGGUGGGCUGGGGCCAGCAGGAACAUUCUGGCUGUUCACUGUCAUUACAAUUAUUGGAGGAAUAUGGGCUUGGUUUUUCAUCCCGGAGACAGCGGGAAGGAGUUUGGAGGGUAUGGAUAGGCUGUUCAUGUUGAGGUGGUGGCAGAUUGGACGGUAUGGACAGAGAGAUGCAGAUGAGCAAAUCGUAGCGGAUGAGAAGCUCGACAGGGAGAAGGAAGAGACACGGGAGACAGUCAAUGAAGUCGAGCGUGUGUAG
Mollisia scopiformis is the source of this 1650-nucleotide messenger RNA. RefSeq names its product putative quinate permease. The record is from RefSeq and is a predicted model, not a curated record. NCBI's taxonomy places the organism in Eukaryota, Fungi, Ascomycota, Leotiomycetes, Helotiales, Mollisiaceae. Gene Ontology annotation, molecular function: carbohydrate:proton symporter activity. The coding region runs from base 1 to 1650 and encodes 549 amino acids. Gene Ontology annotation, cellular component: membrane. The transcript is spliced from 5 exons. Gene Ontology annotation, biological process: carbohydrate transport; transmembrane transport.